CCGCCCCCUCCCUCUCUCUCUCUCUCUCCUCCCUCCAUCCCUCUCUCUCUGCUUCAUUAGAGAUCAUGUCAGGAUGGGAGGAUGAUGAAGAUGAUGGCUCUCCGGGUUUCUCUCCGUGAGCUGCGGGCUCAUCUUCUUCUUCAUCACUGAAGACUGAUAGAGAGGAUGAAGAGCGAGUGACUGAAUGAACGCGCUGUCUGAAUCUUACAGAAGUCCAGAUGGAGCAGGAUGUCGAGAGCACCGUCACGGUCCGACAGCCUAAGCUGCCCAAGAAGACAUGGGAUGACGUCCCCAAACCUCUGAAGAACAGGGAGCGUGUCAAGCAGAAGAUCCAGCGCUACGUCCGGAAAGACGGCAAGUGUAACGUGCAUCACGGAAACGUGCGGGAGACCUACCGCUACCUGACAGACAUCUUCACCACGCUGGUGGACCUCAAGUGGGGGUUCAAUCUGUUCAUCUUCGUGCUGGUUUACACCGUGACAUGGCUGUUCUUCGGCUUCAUGUGGUGGCUGAUCGCUUACAUACGAGGAGAUCUGGAGCACAUAGGAGACAACCAGUGGACUCCUUGUGUCAACAACCUCAACGGCUUUGUGACUGCAUUCUUGUUCUCGAUAGAGACAGAGACGACCAUCGGCUACGGCCACAGGGUGAUCACUGACAAGUGUCCCGAGGGCAUCGUGCUGCUGCUGGUGCAGUCGGUGCUGGGCUCCAUCGUCAACGCCUUCAUGGUGGGCUGCAUGUUCGUGAAGAUCUCGGAGCCCAAGAAGCGUGCAGAGACUCUGGUGUUCUCCACCAACGCCGUCAUCUCCAUGCGCGACGGACGGCUUUGUCUGAUGUUUCGCGUCGGAGACCUGCGGAACUCACACAUCGUGGAGGCGUCUAUUAGAGCCAAACUGAUCAAGUCCAAACAGACCAAGGAGGGAGAGUUCAUCCCUCUCAAUCAGACGGACAUGAACGUGGGCUACGACACCGGAGACGACCGGCUCUUCCUGGUGUCUCCGCUCAUCAUCUGCCACGAGAUCAAUGAGCACAGCCCCUUCUGGGAGAUCUCCAAAGAGCACCUGGCCCAUGAGGAGCUGGAGAUCGUGGUGAUCCUGGAGGGCAUGGUGGAGGCCACAGGCAUGACGUGUCAGGCGCGCAGCUCGUAUGUGGCCAGCGAGAUCAAGUGGGGCUACCGCUUCACCCCCGUCCUGAUGCUGGAGGACGGUUUCUACGAGGUCGACUACAACAGCUUCCAUGACAUCUACGAGACCAACACUCCCAGCUGCAGCGCGCGAGAGCUGGCGGAGAUGACGGCGCGCUCUCGUCUUCCUCUGACCUGGUCAGUGUCCAGCAGACUGAGCGCACAGGGCCUGAGGAGCAGCGAGGACGAGGAGCUGCUGGAGAGGAACGGAGACCUCGCCAACAUGGAGAGCGAGUCCAAAGUGUAGGAGCACACACACAUCUCUCCUCGCCUCUGCGCCGCCGGACGCUCAGCUGAGGUCAGAGGUCAGAGGUCAGAGGUCAGCUCAGGAAAGCGCCCCGAGGCGGGACACGGACCCCAUCUCACGCGCUUUUUCUCUUUUUCUCGCCCGGAAGGAUGUGCGCGGGCGACUGCAUGGUUCCCGAAACCAGUUUUUUUCUUAAAGAUAAGAAAUGAUAUUUUCAGAUUUUUAAUUCAAAGAUUAAUUCCUAUAAGUGUAUAUGAUAUAGAUCUAUUCUAGGGCAUUUGCAUUUGUAUUUUUUGUAUAUAUCUGCUGGGUUUGAGAUGUGAGGUUGUUUGAUACGACACAGAGUCGUGUAUUUUGCCUUCUGGGAUAGCGAGAGUCAUA
This is a messenger RNA of Carassius auratus (goldfish), 1811 nucleotides long. RefSeq names its product G protein-activated inward rectifier potassium channel 2-like. The record is from RefSeq and is a predicted model, not a curated record. NCBI's taxonomy places the organism in Eukaryota, Metazoa, Chordata, Actinopteri, Cypriniformes, Cyprinidae. Gene Ontology annotation, cellular component: plasma membrane. The transcript has 3 exons. Gene Ontology annotation, biological process: regulation of monoatomic ion transmembrane transport; potassium ion import across plasma membrane. The coding region runs from base 219 to 1430 and encodes 403 amino acids. Gene Ontology annotation, molecular function: G-protein activated inward rectifier potassium channel activity.